Messenger RNA from Brassica rapa (field mustard), 7572 nucleotides. RefSeq lists its product as uncharacterized. NCBI's taxonomy places the organism in Eukaryota, Viridiplantae, Streptophyta, Magnoliopsida, Brassicales, Brassicaceae. The record is from RefSeq and is a predicted model, not a curated record.
AACUACUAAUCAUGGUAAGUUACUAAGCUUGGGAAAACAGUAAAGGGUAGUCUCUUUUCUUGAAUUGUUGUGGCUUAUGUGGAUUUAAGUUAAAGAAUAUAUUAAUCUCGCCUAAACAGGUGGAAGAAACCAAAAGCUAGAAGAGAACUCUAUCGAAUAAAUUAUCAUAAUGAGACUAUCAUUUCAAGGACAUGAUAAUCUGUCUCUUCACCAAAAUUGAUGUCUUCUUUUGAAAGAUAUAUGAGUGCAAAGUUGACGAUAUUACAGGAGACUUUGAUUGACAUAUAUAGUUUAUGUGGAAUCAUAGAAAAGUUAAUCGAAGUAAUGAUUCUUACAUUUGACAAGAGUUUACACACUUCUAAACAGAUACUUGUUGCUAUCCAAUAGUACGAAGGAUUUGAUUGCACUCUUUAAUUUGUAGGAAUGAUCAAAAUUAAAAGAAUAAUGUCUAUACUUUUGUAAUGCCUUGUGCUUUUGGGCACCAGCAAUAACCAGUGUGGGAUCAAUAUAGGACAUAAAGACAAAAGACCCAUUAAUUAUUUUAUUAUAUUAUCCCAAAAGAGCUUCAACCAAAACGAUAGAGAAAGGUGGCUUUCGAGAAGUCCAGUUAAAGAGAUCGAAUUAUUAGAAGUCACUUAUAAAGCCUGUCAUACGUACAUGGAAACUCCACAAUGAUUUGAACCCAAAGGUACCACUGAAAUUUGGAUCAAACAGUGAUGCACUUUUGAGUGGUCAAGAACAAAACAUCAAACAUUGUAUGCAAAUUUUUACUAUUUCAUGUGUUUUUGGAAUAAUACACGAUUUUCUUGCAUAUAAAUUGAGCAUUUAAAAAACUGUUUUAUAAUUAUUAUUAUAGAAUCAAGAAAUGUAGAUACAAUUAAACAAUUGCAAUAUUAUGUCGGCUCGAAUGGUUAAUAUCAAAACUAGUGGACUAGCCUUAAUUAUAAAAUUCGGCAAAGGUUAAACUUUAGAGCAUACAUGAGUAAUUAAGGUGGUGCCUAUUUAGACAGAAACAAUGCUGGAUCAAUCAAAUGUUCAUUAAAGAGAUGUUAGUUGAAAGCUAUAUAUAAAAAAGAAUCAGGCAAUCAAUUGCAAACUAUGAAGUGUAGAAAGUUGUAAACCCGUGUUUCAAAAAAAAAAAAAAAGUUGCAAACCCAAAAUUGUUAUAGUUCAAUGUGUUGUAUUCUAAAAAAUAUUUCAGAGAGAAAGUCCAGAAUUUAAUUUCAUGCACCGAACAGAAUAGGAUUAAUCUAACAUGUUCAAGUCUUUGGUUUGAAGUAAGACAUAAUUAACCUGUUCAUAUUGGUAUGGUUAAUAACUUGGUGAAGACUAGAGAAGUCAGAGUCAAGAAAAAUGUUUGAAGAAGAGACACCAAGGUAAGGACACCAGCUGGUUGAAGAACAGACACCAACGUAAAGACACCAGCUGGUUGGUUCAUGAAACAAGACAUAUUUACAACAAAAGGUUAUGAUCAUCUCGUAAAUCAAACAGUGUUAUUUUGGCACCAUAAUUUCCAACAACACGUUAUAUACACAUUUUCUUGUUCCGUGUUUCCAAGUUCAUUUUGUUCACAUUCUUCAAACAAAACCAAAUCCUCAUUUGCAUAACUGGUUUGAUUCAAAAUUCAAUUUAGUCAAACCUGAGAUGAAUAGAAGCAACCUCAUAUCUGAUAUGUCGACAGUGUAUAUUGGCACGUGCGUUAGUGAAGAUUUACAAAUUCAAUUAUAAAACUAACUCGUGACAUUUUUUUUUGAUAUAAUUAUGUUAAGGCAUUGUAUAUUUUGUAUAUUAUCAUGUAUAUAGAAAAACUAAAUAACACUGAUUCAAUUAUCUUUUUUUUCAGCAAUUGAUUUGAUUAUCUUUAUCAUCAAUUCACACAGAGUUUUGGUUAUUGUUCAUAAAGUACUUCAAAAUUAAAUCUUUUUGAACUGGGAUGGUAAAAAGAAGGAUAAUCUAUUUGAAACUGUUUUAUAGUACCGUGUGAAUGACAUCAAAAUACAGAGAAAAAAGUAUGUAGUAGUUGUAAAGUUUUCAUGCUUCUCAAAUAAUAAUAACUCAUCACUAUUAUUUUAUAGGGUGAAGCUCAUAGGCCGAGUAAAGAUGGAUGGAAAUCUAUCAACUGUAGAUAGUCGAGAUGUUACGAUUAGUAUCAUUCAUUGAUUAACUGUUUCAGUUCUAAUUUGAAAGGCGGAUAGAAAUUGGUCUUGUUAGUGAGUAAAGGUGAUCUGUAACAUCUUAUAUCUGGUAUAUGAUAGUGCAUAUGAAAAUGCUUAAUAUUAAUUUGGUUAGAUGUGUUACAAAAUUGCAUCUAUCUUUUCAGUCAAUUAUUUAUGAAGACUUGAGAGUUAAGUAUUUUUGAAUUGGAAUAGUGGAAAAAAUGAAAAAUAUAGAAGACAAUCAUGUAAUAAUUGUAGGUUCUUUCAAAACUCCAAAAAUUAACAUACCAUCCAUCAGACGAUUGACCUACAGACUCAGUAAGCGGACGUAAGACCCCCCCUUCGUCAGAUGGUGGAGGCGUUACAAUUAUACUUCCCAUCGUUGUUUUUUUUUUUGCUAAAAUUUAUACUUCCCAUCUUGACAAUACUAAAAUAUAAAGGACAAAUAUAAAAGGAUAAGUGAUACUGAUGCCAUAUCCACUAACACACAUGUAGAUAGAGCAUCAUCGGAAGUAUAGUUAGUGAAGAGUACGAUAAUAAUGUGAGCAGUGCUAUUAUCCAUUUAUCCUUAAAUCCCAAGGGAAAAAGGGUACCUUAUUCCUUCCUAAAUCUGUAAUAUUUGCAUGUGCUCUUUGUAUUCUCUAUAGCAUUCAUACACAAUAAAUUCCACAUUCGUCGAACCAAUUAUUAAACUUUUGAGCAAUGUAAAGGAAGCAAAGCAUAAUCGAAAAAGCUAGAAGGCACAAUAUACAACAAUCUCUUCAGUUUGUAAGUCAAUAAAAAACACAUGCGUGAAAAGACUAAACUCUCAUUAGUCUCUCUUCCACAGAGCUUUCGGCCCACUUUGUAGGACAGUAAGAAUCAACAUCACACUAUUGCAGAUAGAGAAGGUAGAUCCAAUGGUUCUGGUUCGAAUAUGUUGAUGAGGGUACAUUUUGACCAAAGACUUUUUAAUAUACUUCAAUUCAAGAUGAUGAAACCAAAACAGAGGCAAACAAAAAAGUUGUUGCGGUACGUGCGUAUCGAGACAAGCUAUUUGUGUCCCUUUCAUGUAGCUUAGAACCCAUUUGACAGAUAUUUUUCACUUUAAUCACUUCUGAGCUUUACCUUGCCUGUCUCUCAGUCUGACUAUCUGUGUUAAGUAGUUAAGCAAUAAAACCAUCAAUAAUUCGUUACACAAUUUUCAUGCUAUAUUACCAAAAUAAUUUUGAGAGGGUAAAUGUUUAUAUAGUUGUUGCUAAAAAACUAUGGUGUCAUCUUCUUUUUAGGAUCAUAUUCUGUGUGGAUCUCAACAACAGUUACAUUGUCAUCAGCAAGAACAGACUCAGUGCAUUUUAUAGGGAAAGCAUAUAUGCAAACUCAAUGAAGCUGUGCAUUUGCCUCUGUGUGCACUGCAUAUUGAGCAACUAGUGUGGUUCCUGUUUUUUUAAGGGUAAGCUACUAGGUGAAAUCCUAAACAUCUCACUUAAUUUAAGAGGCAAUGAGUAAAACAACUGGGCUUAUUUGAUUGAUACAUACCAAGCCUAGCCCAAUAAGAUGACAGACCGGAUCAUUUAAAGUCUCCUCUCAUCGUGCCCACAACACGUUAGAAACAGAAUCCAUCCUCUGGUUCUUGUCACUUGUCAGGUCUGCGUGAUCAAUGCCUAAAUGUUACAAGUUUAGUUUGUUAAAUAUGAAUAUUAAAAUCCCAAUAAUUAUAAUUAUAACACUUAGUGGGGAAACUUAAUGCGUAGUGUGUCUAGAUGAUAAUGCCAUAACAGAGGAACGAGUCAAAGAUCGAGACCAUGGCAGACCAGAAAAAAAAUAACUAGAAAAGAUUGUUAUAUAGAGUAGAGGAUGAUCCCUAUAUAAAACAACCGCCUCGCUCCUUUGCAAGACCAAAAUCUUUGUUUUUUUUCUUGAACAAUGAAAUCUUAUGUUGUUUAAUUUAAAAUUAAAUAUCGGUAAUAACAUAAGUUGAUAAUUUAUAUAUGUUCUCUACAUUUAUUAUUAGUAUUGUUUUAAAGGAUUAGAAGGUGUUAUUCAAUCAUUUAUUUCAAUAGAGUUUAAAUCUAAACACUGUAAUUUGAAUGAUUAUUUUAAAUUCUAUUUAAAAUCUGGUGUUAUUUAAGGAAUGAUUUAAAUUAAAAUUUUAAAAUCUAAUAUUAUUAAACUUUAUAGAUUUUAUAAUUCUUUGUAUUUUAAAUUGAUUUCAAAUAAUCUAUUGUGCAGUCUCAUGAAUAAUGAUUAAAAUUAAAAUCCAGGGCAUACAACACAGAUUUUGAAAUUCACCAAUUUAAAAUCUUUUAAAAUUUUAAAAUUUGAUGGAUUACAAAGCAUUGAUUGAAUAACACCCUCAUAGUCAAAAGUAAUGUUUUAAAGGGAAAAUUUGUUUAUAUUAUACUCAUUCAACUUUUAAUAAAUAAUUAAUUUUAAAAUGUUUUGUCUUGUACAUAUUGUUUUAUUAUUGGUUGAAUUGUGCUUAAUAAAUUCAUAUGUUAAACUUAUUUGAUGUUAUCUUAAGAUUAUUCUCAAACAUUAAUACUAUUAAUUAUUUUAACAAAACUUUAUAAAUUUAUAAAAUAUUAUAAUUAUUUUUUUUGAAAAAAAAAUAUUAUAAUUAUUGUCAAUUAAUAUAUAAAUUUUUGAAAUGUAGUGAGUUUAGAGUCUGUCUCUGCAUAUAUAUUUAGUUUUGGAGUUGUUUUUUUUUUUUUUUGAAGAUUUUGGUUCUUUCAAGUUCUGAGGUUUCAGAUCUCUUCUGCGAGAAAAAGACGUUCUAUUUCACAAACAUAUGUGUUUUGUCAUUGGGUGGAUGGUUUUUACUCCAGCGAAAAUACUUUCCACGUAUAAAAUUGGUGUCUCGUUUAUUUAUUUAUUUUUGUGUAAAGCGUGCAAUCAUACACAUGAACAGGAGCACACCGUGCAUGGCUGAUUACCAAAAACCAAAAUCAAUUUUUAAAUUGCAUGCAUGCUUCUCUAGAUCUAGCUAGCUAGUACGAUGUUCUCAAAUCUUUUUAUUAGCGAUCCGAUCAAACCCCAAAACACAUGCUCCAUAGUCUAGCACGUGAUGUAUGUUCUCUUCACAUAACUAGAGCAACUUCAAGUGAUCCACAGAUCUUCUGCCUUACAUUUAUCAUCAGUAAUGGUGUCGUAAUCUGCAAUAUGUAUUAAAUUAUACUUAGAAGCUGUUGAUUUAGAUCAUUUAGUACUUCCACCUUUAAAUAAAAAAUUAUGUCUUAAAGUCACAUAUACAAAAUGUUUCAGAUCACUGAGCGAAUCGUAGCUGCAAAUGUAAUGUUUCAAAACCAGAAAACAUGCAUUGCUGAUUAAACUCUCUUGAACUAUGUGUAGUUAUUUUUUUCGAUAUUAUUACGGUCCUUUACAGAUAUCUCUGUAACGUGUGAAAAAUGUAAAAAUAUCUUUCUCAAAAAAACAAAAAAAAAAUCAGUCAUAUAGUAAUAUGGCAAUGAUCAAAGUAUAAUGUAUUGAAAUGAUACCUUCGUCUAUUAAUAAUAGUGGAACUACAUAGAUUCAAAUAUUAGUAUACUAUUGAUCAGAUGUUAUUUCCAACAAAAAGGUAAAAGAUAAACAUAAGGAAUCAUUUGGUGAAACAGUAUUACUUUUCUCGAAAUUCUACUACCGAAGAGAAGUUUACAGUUGUUUACAAGAACAAUUUUAUAAAGGAAAAAUGAAUGCUCUUUUCUUGUUUAUUGUAUAGUUUUGUAACUCGAGGACCUCAAAGUGAUCGACGUUCAGUGUAUUCGUACGAAUUACAGCAUAAGUGCGGGACACAUUCUUCUUUUUAAAAUGUAAAUAUAAUCAAUCAAAAAGAUAUAUUUUUCAUCGUUCAAACAGUUAUACAAAAUUAACCAAAGUCGGUUAGAUUCGACUCAUCAUUAACAGUUUGAUUAUAUAUAUCAUUUGUUUUAUAUGAAUUAUGCUGAACACAUCAACAAUAAUGCAUGUCCCAUAAGCUAUGAUUUUUAAGCAUCUUUUACGAACAAGGACAAACAUAAUAUAAGUAUCUUUAUAUAUUGGUUUGUGCAAAUAGAUCAAAAUCUCAACAUGACUUUUUUUUUUAAAUUUAAUUUGCUCUUUAGUCUUUACCUCCUCUAUCUUUUGUUUAACUGGUUUUCUUCUUUUUCUUGUUGUUUUAUUGUGAAACCAAUAGUGUAAACAACACCUGAUUAAUCCUUCCAUCUCAUAUUGUCUCCUCGUUAUCUUUCUCAUUAUAAGACAAUCUACAAAAGAAAAGUUGAAGCUGCCAUUUUUGACUUAAUCUUCAUUUAUUUUUCUCUACACCUUGACUUCAAAUCUUCUUCGUUCUGCAUUCUUUAACGCUCUUUUCAGAUCAUCAGAGGGAGAGAAAGAGAGAGAGAGAGAGGCUAUAUGGCUAUUGAAGUUUGCUGGUCAGAGGCUCCUGAUUCUAGAAUCAGCCCAAGAAACUCUUUCUCCUAUGAUCUCGACUCAACGGACGGUGAAGUCAGAUUAGACUCGACGCUUCUUGACUCAGGUUCGGAUUUAGAUUUCUGCUUUGACUCGAGUUGUUCUGUUCAAGAAGUUUCUCCCGCUGAUGAACUCUUCUCCGAUGGCAAGAUUCUUCCCGUCCAGAUCAAGAAGGUAACCUUUCGGGUUCAAAGAUCAGCUUCUCUCUCAUCAUCAUCAUCUUAUUCCUCUUCCUCUUCUUCAUCAUCGUUCUGCAACCAGAGACCAGCAACAGAAAAGAAGAUCAUGAAACUCAAAGACCUUCUGUUGAAUCCUGAAUCUGAUUUUGAAGACAAGGCGCCAAAGGGACUGUUCUUGCAGUUCAAGAGAAGCAUAAGUCUCAACUACGACAAGAGCCGUAACAGCAAGGGACUAAUCAGAUCUCUUCAGUUCCUCUCACGAAGCAACUCCACAGGCUCUGCUCUAAACCCUAAACCUAACUUGCUCCCCAAGGAAAAUCAUCACCCUCACAAGACCCACAUUCUUCCUAAACAAACGUCUCUUAGAAGAUCAUCUUCGCUCUCAGCGUCAGUCCCUUAUAGAAAACCACUCGCUAGAAACAGUUUCGGUAAUGGAAACGGUGGAGUUCGUGUUAGUCCAGUCUUAAAUUUCCCUCCGCCGGCGUUCAUCUCGAACGUAGCCGACGGAUUGUUCAGCAUUGGGUCACUCUGUAAUGGUAGGACGAACAGGAAGACAAGAUUAUGAAAAUCUUUGGUCUUUUGUGGCCGGACAGGAGUAACUGAAAAUGUCUUUAUUUUUAUUUAUUUUUUACUGUUUGUUGUAUAAUGAUGGAAUAUCGACAGCUCAUGUGAAGAUUAGACAUCAUGUGAGUUUUGUCUGCACGAAGAAUAAUUGACGAACUAGACGUGUACCAUGGGAAUUGGAACGCCUCGUUUGAUUGUACUCUCGGGUAGAUUAAAAUGUGUAAAUAAAUUGUAGAUGAUUGGUUGAA